CUCGGCUUCUCGGAGACCGAUUGCGUGGAUUGAUGUCACGAGUGAAGAUGGCGCAGGAGCCCGAGGAGCUGAGUGAGGAUGGAGCGGCGACGGAUCCUGAGACGCGGGUACCGUCGGUGUCUGCGAGUGGCAGGGGCGCGGAGGACGGCGGCUGGUCCACGCCAAUACUGUCCCUGGCCAGGAAAGCGUCCGUAACGCUGACGGCCAACUACGGAAGCGCUUUGAAGUCUGCGGCCGUGGGUCUCGCUGCCAAAGCAAGCGGGGACAGCAGCACCAGCAGCAAAAGUCUGAGUGAACACAUGAAAAAUGAGCGAAUCAACCUUAUGAAUAUGAUGAAACUUAGCAUUAAAGUUCUCAUCCAGUCUGCGCUAAGCCUGGGUAGAACUUUGGAUGCUGAUUACCCACCUCUUCAGCAGUUCUUUGUGGUAAUGGAGCAGUGUCUCAAACAUGGACUGAAAGUAAAGAAGACCUUUCUUGGACCAAACAAAUCAUUUUGGGGUCCUCUAGAAAUAGUGGAGAAGCUUUGUCCUGAGGCUGCUGAAAUAUCAACAAGUGUCAAAGACCUACCAGGGCUUAAAACUCCAAUUGGAAGAGGAAGGGCAUGGCUUAAUCUUGCUUUAAUGCAAAAGAAAAUAGCUGAUUAUUUGAAGGCCUUGAUUGAUCGGAAAGAUCUACUAAGUGAAUUCUAUGAUACAAAUGCCCUGAUGAUGCAGGAUGAGGGAGCAGUUAUUGUUGGUCUCCUGGUGGGCCUUACAGUUAUCGAUGCAAAUCUUUGUUUAAAAGGAGAAGAUUUAGAUUCUCAGCUUGGUGUGAUUGACUUCUCAUUGUACCUGAAAGAUGGAGCUCAGGACCAUGCUGAUGGCAAACAGAGUACUGAAAUCACCAAAAUUCUUGACCAGAAACAUUAUGUGGAAGAGCUCAACAGGCAUUUGAGUGGCACAGUUUCUGACCUUCAGGCAAAAUUGGAUUUGUUGGAAAAGAUUAAUGCAAAACUCAUGGAAGAGCUCACAGCAGCAAAUGACCGAAUUCAAUCACUUCAGGAAGAACAGGAUCAAUUAAAGCAAGAAAAUUCAUCGAUCCUUGAAAGCAGUGAACGGCGCGUAGAGGUGAAUAGACAAGAUUCUGAAGUAGAGUUGGAAACAUACAGACAGACUCGGCAAGGUCUAGAUGAAAUGUACAAUGAAGUCUGGAAACAGCUGAAGGAAGAGAAACGACUCAGAACGGAGCUAGAGAAAGAACUGGAAUUACAAGUAAGCUUGAAACAAGAAAUGGAGACAGCCAUGAAGUUACUGGAGAAGGACACUCAUGAGAAGCAAGAUACACUUGUUGCUCUGCGACAACAGUUAGAAGAGGUGAAGGCUAUCAAUUUGCAGAUGUUUCACAAAGCCAAAAACUCUGAUGGGACAGAGCAGCAGAAGACAGAAAUGAUAAACUCUUUGGAGCAAAAGACUAACCAGAUGAUCAGUGCCACAAAACAAAUGGAAGAAAGAUUGCAACAGUCUGAAAGAGCCAGAAAGUCAGCAGAAGAAAAAAAUGGACGGAUUAAACAGGAAUUUGUUAGCAAGAUUGAGAGUCUCCAGCAGCAACUUGGUGAACUGGACAAACAACGAUCUAUUUUGGAUUCUGAACUUAAAGCAGAGAAGGAACAGAGACAAAGUCUUCAGCUGCAACUGCAACAAGAGAGAGAUGCAACAUCCCAAUUAAAAACCCAGUUGCAGCAAAGGUCAGGGUUGGAGAAGGAAAUGCAAAGAUUGCAGGAUGAAAAAAAAGAACUGCAAAAGAUUUGCGAAGAACAAGAACAGGCCUUGCAAGAAAUGGGACUCCAUCUUAGUCAAUCAAAACUGAAAAUGGAGGACAUUAAGGAAGUCAAUAAAGCAUUAAAGGGAAAUGCCUGGCUUAAAGAUGAUGAAGCAACAUCUUGCAAACAGUGUGAGAAGGAAUUCUCAAUCUCCAGAAGGAAGCAUCACUGCAGAAACUGUGGUGAUAUCUUCUGCAACAACUGCUCCAGUAACGAAUUGGCACUUCCUUCUUACCCGAAGCCUGUGCGGGUCUGUGACAGUUGCCAUACACUACUACUUCAGCGAUGUUCUUCAAAUGCUUCCUGAAGAGAUGACAGCAGAAUUGUACCAGCUAUUGGUGCUUGCCGACUUUAGCUCUACUGCAUCAGUAAAGGCAUUAAGUUAAAUGCCAUAUACUUCUGAAGGUCACAAUUAAAACUUUCAUUUGUCCAGGCAAAAGGGGUGUUGUUAAAUGGUUGGAAUAUUACUAACAACAUUUUGCUUUAACAAGUCACUUUAAUCUGAUGAUUAAUCUAUUAAGAUGAAUGCCAAAUUUCACAUUGGAUUCCUGUGUACCCUUUUCUUCACGCUGGUAAUCAAUGUCACGUGUAAUGAUUGUUACAAUGUUAAAAUGGUUUUAUAGGUCUGCAGCACAUUUGUAUUUCAGAGCUAUUUUUUAGGGCUGUAUGUGCCUUUGGUCAAUAAUGACAUUCACUAAUUUUAAUGCUGUGUGAGACUUGUUUACAGGAUGUACAAGUGAUCUGGUCCUGUUCAAACUGAUGUUCAAGCCAUAGGAAGUUUUUUUGGAAAAGUUGUAUCCUGGAAGGUUUAUACAAGUCCACUAACUUUCUUCCCCUAAAUGUAUUAAAUAUGGGCUAAGUAUAAUGUGAA
Messenger RNA from Hypanus sabinus (Atlantic stingray), 2669 nucleotides. It is a transcript of the gene rufy1, whose product is annotated as RUN and FYVE domain containing 1. The transcript has 18 exons. Gene Ontology annotation, molecular function: metal ion binding. Gene Ontology annotation, biological process: regulation of endocytosis; protein transport. Gene Ontology annotation, cellular component: cytoplasm. NCBI's taxonomy places the organism in Eukaryota, Metazoa, Chordata, Chondrichthyes, Myliobatiformes, Dasyatidae. The coding region runs from base 33 to 2105 and encodes 690 amino acids. The record is from RefSeq and is a predicted model, not a curated record.